CGGAAGUAAGGCGCAUCUGAAUUUCUGAAAUCUGAAGAAUGAACUGGUCGUGAGUCUCACAGUUAUCGGAUCCUGCCAGAAAUACUUUUUUUCCAACAGCAGAAUUAAGUAUACUGUGUAUUUAUAGUUUGCGGAAGCACAAAAAAAAUUUGGUUUAAGGGAGGCGUUCGUGAUUUCUGGAAAGAUGUUGGAUUGUGUUACUUUCCAGGCGCAGUUGUCCUCAAUCAUGGGGAUGUUCACAGAAGCGGCGGUGGUGGAGAUCGUAAAAGUUGUGCAGGAGAGCUCUUCGGCGUUUCGCUUACGGAUGUGUCGGAGUCAGGAGGAGAUCGAGGAGCUGAAGACGAAGCUUCUUCUUGUCGAGACCGAACUGAAAAGCACCCGGCAGUGCGCAGUGGAAGCGGCAUGCAGACCUCCCAGCCGGUGCUCUGUUGGGGUACAGACCGGCGAUCAAGUCGGGGCUGUGCAGAAAGAGGAGAAACAUUGUCCCUUGACAGAGGGUAUCUUGGGGAAGAACUACUUCCUGGGCUUAUGCAAUGCUGGAGCGCUGUGUGCUAUGGAGGACGAGGGAGGGGCCAGCUCCCCUGGAAGAAUGAGGGACAAGUCUGCAAAAGUCAAUGAGCCAAUUAAAGAAGAAGUGGACAGUAAUCUCCCACCGGAAGCAUUUGAGGGCAUUCAGGAGUUAAAAAUACACGGAUCUAUUGCCGAGGACCAAAGUUCAGCUGAGCUGCAGCCCUCUGUGGAAUCCGACAAUCAGCCCAGACUUUCCGAAGAUCCAGAGAAGCCUGAUGUUUAUCUCAGACUGAAAGAGUAUGAAAAGGACAAAGAAUCUGUAUAUACAAGCGGGCAUUUUGCCUUCAGCAAGACCUUUGCGAGUCCAUACAUCAACGAGGCCACUAGCAGUGAAGGUCGCAUGGCAACACAAGUUAUUUGCACACCUUGUGAGGGGAAUUUUGAGAAUUUUGAUCAGUUAGAAACAUACCUGCCAGAUCAUUCAGAUGACAGACCGUUCAUUGGGACAGGCUAUAGAAAGGGUUUAAUCGUAGGACGACAGUUUGAAGGCCACCAGGUUGAUCAUAUGGGAGAGAAGAUGUACAGCUGUGAGGUGUGUGGGAGGAAUUUUGAGCAGGAACAUGAUCUGAGCGUUCACAAAUGCAUUCACACAAAAACAAAGCCGUACGAGUGUGACGAAUGUGGGAAGCACUUUGCUCAGAAACAGAAUGUUUUAAGGCACAAAGAAAUCCAUAAUGACAGUGAAACAGCUGGGGUGCCUUAUUUUACUUGUGCUCAGUGUGGGAAGAACUUCACCUCCAAGCGAUACCUUAAAGCCCACCAGUUUCUUCACACAGGAGAAAAGCCAUUCAUCUGCACAGUGUGUGGUAAGACCUUCUCUCACAAAUGUAAUCUUUAUUCACACCUUCGCACUCACACCGGAGAGAAACCCUUCUGCUGCAGUGAGUGUGGGAAAUGUUUCGCUCAGCUGGGUCAUCUAAAGAGACACAUGUCUGUCCACAACACGAAGAGAACAUGCCUGACAGGUUAGACUCACAGUUUUUUUUGUUACCCAUUUACAGUUAGGGAAAUAAUUAUUUGACCCUCUGUUGAAUUCCUAACCAAAAAAAAAUGAGAAGUCUAUAAUUUCACAGGUAGGUUUAACAUCAGAAGAUAGAUUUUCAACAAAACAAACAAGAAAAAAUCAUUAUGUAACAAGUAAAAAUCAAUUUGUCAUCUAUCUAGGGAUGUACUUAUUUGGUCCCCUACAAGCCAGUUAUGACCUUCUCACGAAGCUUCUUGUUCCAAGGUUAACAGUCUUGUCUCUGAUGUCCUUAGACAGCUCUUUGGUAAUUCCCAUGGUGAUAAGGUUGAAGAUGUAGACAGGUUAGUGACCCAAGAAUACUGUUUAACAAAGUAAUGCCAUUAAAUGUGAAAGCUUUCUUGGUAUUUGUUAAUAAUUAAAUCAGUACUAUUUGUGCUGUGUUAGUGCACAUGUACUUGACCUUAUUUCUUGCUGGCUUGUAUGGGAAUUAUUUCCCUAGAUAGAUGACAAAUUGGUUUGUAACUGUUACAUAAUGUUUUUUUUCUUGCUUGUUUUGUUGAUUAUCUAUCGUUUGCUGUUAAAAUAAACCUACCAGUGAAAUUAUAGACUUCUCAUUUCUUUAUCAUUGGGUCAGCUGAGGAAUUCAGCAGGGGGUCAAAAAAUUAUUUCCCUCACCGUACUAUAGGCACAUUAUUGUACAUUUUUGCGCGAAUGAACGGGACACAAGGAGCCAUGUCUAGAGUGGGAUUUACACAAGAUGGGCAAAUGAUGCUUUAACCAUUUUUCAAAGACAAGCUUGCUAACAAAUGACUGAUACAGUAAGUCUAUAGAUACAAGAAAAUAGAGUAGUCUGCAGGUUCAGAUAGCGCAUUUUACAGUGUUAAAGCUGAUACAGACCAGCCUUUUCCAUGAUUCCUUCCACUGUUAUCCUUGUACGUUUCACAGGCAGUGUGUGCUACUCUUACAGUGCUGAAACAAUAAAUUUGCAAGGAUUGCCUGUUUGAGUGUGAAGCUGUGUGUGGGGGGGUGGUGGUACAGUAUGGUUGUUUAUGGUUCUUACUGAAUAAUACUUAUAAAUAAGCCAUACAGAGGACAAAGUGAUGAGCCCUGCACACAGGUCCUGCUGCGAGACAAGCUACAAACAAUACUGGUGACCCGAAAGCCAAAAUAAAUGUAUGAAGUUUCA
This is a messenger RNA of Paramormyrops kingsleyae, 2720 nucleotides long. RefSeq lists its product as uncharacterized. The record is from RefSeq and is a predicted model, not a curated record. Lineage: Eukaryota; Metazoa; Chordata; Actinopteri; Osteoglossiformes; Mormyridae.